Messenger RNA from Penaeus indicus, 2805 nucleotides. It is a transcript of the gene Uqcc1, whose product is annotated as ubiquinol-cytochrome-c reductase complex assembly factor 1-like. NCBI's taxonomy places the organism in Eukaryota, Metazoa, Arthropoda, Malacostraca, Decapoda, Penaeidae. The record is from RefSeq and is a predicted model, not a curated record. The annotation marks the transcript as partial. The transcript is spliced from 6 exons. Gene Ontology annotation, cellular component: mitochondrion. Gene Ontology annotation, biological process: mitochondrial respiratory chain complex III assembly.
UUUUAAAGGAGGGGCCAUGGCUAGUUGUAAGUGGAGUGAUUGUCAUUACACUCUAAAGCUUCGCACAGCGGGUUUGCAGGUGAUUGGCGAGGGCUGGCGAGGGCAGAGAAGGCUUCUGGGCUGAUCAACGCGAGUCCCACGACCAGGGUUUCAUGCGAACCCGGAAAUCCAAGCCUAACCUUCCAAUCCUUCUAUUUAUUCCCUAGAAAGUGGGGCAGGCCUCCCUGCCCCCCCCCUUUAUUAGCACUUCAUGCCAACUGCUUAAGUAACUGCACCUCUCGUCUGGUGAGUCCUAUUACUCCUGCCACUCUGGGAAAUCCUUAAACCCCGGGGCUUUGCCCCCGAACCCCCAUCCCUGUGUUUCCCUCUUGGGGUCUCCGUCCCCAGACCCCUACCCUAUCGCAGUGGACUUGCUCUCAGCGAGCUCUUUGUCACAACCUAUUUUCUUCAUUUCUGACCUUUUUCUAUUCCUGCACAAAUUAUUUCAUGUAUCAGUGAGCAUAUUUUUUUCACUUUCUCAAUGAUAGUGUCAUAACUUUUUCAUAUACAUGUAUACCAAAGUUUUAGGGUAUUAUUGGAAAAAACCGUAAACAUAAAACCCAGGGAAACUAACCUCACAUUUGUGAAGAUUUCUUAUUUUCUAAACUUUUUUCUUAAAUAAUCUUAUCUCGCAAUCGAAUCAUAAACAAGCUAUUUAAUUUUCAAAUUAAUAAAAAGAAAAUUUAUUAGUCUUGUUCUUUCCUCUUCGUGAGCUCAUGAAAAACUGAUCAAUUUCGCUACUGCGCAAGCACGGAGUCUAUCGUACGUGUAGUACUCGUGUUAUCAUUCCAGUGACGUCAUGACUAGUGCCAUCAUUUGAUUGGCUAAAUGUUUGGAAGUUAUUUUUUGCACGAAUAGGGAAACAGGCGGAAACAAAGGAUACGGAAGCAACCAAUCAAUGGACAAUAUUAAGAAAGAGCGGUUGGUAAAUUAAAAUUCGAAGUCAGUCUCACCAUGGCUUCGCUUUGUGAAGGAUGUUACAACAAGCCCAUGAAACUUGUCAAAUUAUAUUUCGAAGAUAACGAAGCUAGCCUGGAAGUGCUACGGAAUCACGGUGUUCUUCCUUCGCAAGUACUUUGCAAGAAUUGCAAUUUACCGUGCACGCUUCGUGGUGGAAGGUGGUUCUGCAGCCGCUGGACAAAAAUUGCUAAAACUAAAAGGCGGAAGCAGUGCUCCUUCACUGUAAGUAACUACAAGGGGACAUUCCUCGAAAACGCUCACGUCGCUCCCUCAGAUCUGGUGGUUUUUAUUGUGUUUUUUUUAGAAAAAAUUUGGAACCACCACAUUGUUUUUGAAAACCUCGGUUGGGCAGAGAGAACCAGCGUUCACUGGCGUAGCUUCUGCUCAGAGGUUACACAGAACUGGCUUACUAAUCAGGAAGCAAUUGGAGGACCUGAGGUCGUCGUAGAAAUUGACGAGUCCUGUUUUGGCAAGAGGAAGUACGGCCGCGGGAGGCAGCUGAGCAACAUCUGCGUUUUCGGAGGAAUUGAGAGGGAAUCUAAGAAAUCUUUCUUGGUUCCUUUGGUGCCUCCUCUUUCUCCCAACAGGAACAAGGAAACACUCGUUCCCUUGAUAAAGAAGUUUAUUCUCCCUGGCUCCAUCAUUUGUAGCGACGGUUGGGGAGCGUACCUUGGUCUCGACAAGGAGGGAUACACCCAUCGAGUCAUUAAUCACUCGGAGGAGUUUGUGGAUCCUGGUGACAGGUCAAUUCACACCCAGAACAUUGAAAGAUUGUGGCGGGACGUAAAGGAGUGGGUGAAACGUCCUGGGAACCGGCCACAAUAUUUUCAACAGUAUUUAUCGAGGUAUUUGUUCAUCAAGAACACGAGGCACCUGAGGUUCCACAAAUUCCUCACCGAAGCUGCUCGGCUGUACCCUCCCCAAUCAGAGCGACGAAAAGUCGCCCCUGCCGUCGCCCCUGCCUCAACGGACUCGGACCCCGACGACCCUCAACCUGGUCCCUCUUCUGCUUAGGAUUGCUACUCAAGGAAGUCCUUUGCUCCAUAUUCCACAAUAACUCCAGGACAAGGGAGCAGCUUUGCUAGUAGUCUAUAGGGAACAAUGUUACGAAACAGUUUGUCAAGAUUAUUGCAAUCAAGAAGAAUAACUGAACCAGCCAGAAAUGUCAUGGUUUUAUCAUCACUUGCAUCACAGAAAUUUGGCAUUUGUAUUCCAGUUUCUCAGAGCAGUUGUAUAACAAAUACUCUGUGGUCAACUGCAUACCUUCCCAACACUAUGCCUCAGUACACAAGCAAGAGAUAUUCAGGAACAGAUGCAAGUUUGUUCAAACGCUUUAUAAAAAAGAUGGGACUCUUAAAAUAUUCAAGGACGAAAUUGAAAAGGUCUGGUUUUCUCCUGUAUUCUAACUUGACUGAGAAAGUGAGGGUUGAUGAAUUUUUCGAGGUUUGUGAUCUCCCAGACACAUUUUACUCCUGGUUUUUGGUUACUGAGCUUCACAUUUGGAUGCUGAUGGUGCGGCUCAUGGCUGAGGGAAAUGAAGGAAGAUUCACCAGAAAUGCUCUCAUUGAGGCAUUGUGGGAAGAUGCAGAUGCAAGAUCAAAAAAGCUUGGGGCAGCGUCUUUAAGCAUACGGAAAGAACAAAUGGAAGCAAUCAAUUCCUCAUUCCAAGCGGCUUUGUUUGGAUACGAUGAAGCCCUGAUUGAAGAUGACCGUGUCUUAGCAGGUGCCCUGUGGCGUAGGCUGUUUUCUAAGAAGUGUGAAGAUCCAGAGAGGCUGGAGUGUUGUGUGCAUUAUGUUAGGAGACAG